This is a messenger RNA of Pistacia vera, 498 nucleotides long. RefSeq lists its product as uncharacterized. Bases 1 to 498 code for a protein of 165 amino acids. The record is from RefSeq and is a predicted model, not a curated record. The transcript is spliced from 2 exons. Lineage: Eukaryota; Viridiplantae; Streptophyta; Magnoliopsida; Sapindales; Anacardiaceae.
AUGAUUAUUUAUAUUCUUGUUUACGUUGAUGAUAAACUAUUAACUGGCAAUAACCCCUCCUUCAUUCACUCCAUCGUCUCAGCUUUGGAUACUAAAUUUGGUCUAAAGAUUUUUGGUUCUGUUCAUUAUUUCUUGGGCAUCUCUGUUGUUCAUACCUCAUAUGGGUUACAACUUAAUCAAGCCAAAUAUGCUCAAGAAGUUCUCUUCAAAUUUGGCAUGAAAGACUGCAACCUAUGUGCCACUCCUAUGGUUCUUGGUUCCAAGUUACACUUUGAGGAUGGUCUUCUCUUCGAACAACCUUCCCUCUACAGAAGUCUCAUUGGUGCUCUGCAAUAUCUUACCAUAACCAGGCCUGACCUCUCUUUUGCUGUUGCAGACAUUCUUACCAAGCCUUUCUUUGGUCCUCAGUUUCAGACUCUUCGUGAUCAUCUUCAUGUGUUUAGCUCUUCCUCUGUUCUUCAGCUUAGGGACAAGCUUCACCACCUAAGGAAACUCUAA